Molecule: messenger RNA, 298 nt
Organism: Trypanosoma cruzi
Lineage: Eukaryota; Euglenozoa; Kinetoplastea; Trypanosomatida; Trypanosomatidae
Product: cystathionine beta-synthase, putative
Exons: 1
Cellular component (GO): cytoplasm
Molecular function (GO): cysteine synthase activity; cystathionine beta-synthase activity
Source: RefSeq, a predicted model, not a curated record
AUGGCUCAGAACCCCUCAGCAGUAAACAACAAAAAGGAAGUGCCCGACAGGCGAACAUGCAUUCUUGACACCGUCCUCGACGCCAUCGGCUCCACCCCCUGCAUCCGACUCAAUCACGUGCCGAAGAAACACGGCGUGUGCUGCGAUGUGGUUGCAAAGUGUGAAUUCCUCAACCCCGGUGGCAGCGUCAAGGACCGCAUUGCUCGGCAAAUGAUUCUGGACGCAGAGGCGAGUGGCCGACUGCGCCCCAAUCAAACAAUUAUUGAGGCGACAAGUGGGAACACGGGCAUCGGGCUCA